ACUCUCAAUCCAGGUACAACACCGCAAGCAUGCCGUCUAAGUUUGGCAACAUGUCAAAUAUCUUGUCAGGUAAUUCAGAAACCGACACAGAGUCAGACUAUCCUCGCGCCAAAGCUCCAUCGAAGCCCAGGACUGUGGCCGAGACUCGCGAAGCCAAAUUCGGUCCAGGCAGAAGAAUCUCAGACACAGAACACGCCUACAAACCAAAGCAGCCGUCACAACCCUCUCCCCGACGUAGUACCCGCUCCACGUCAAAGGCAGCAGGUUCCGCUCCAGCAACUGCUUUCGGACCCACACCACCUCUCCCUACCAGCUCCAUGCCUUCGAACAUAUCUCCAGGCAAACGAGGCCGUGUGCCGGCCCCUCAAACCACCACUCGACGCGUGACUCGUUCGCAAUCGCCUUCCAAGGGCAAACCCAAACUCAUCCACGACUCUCCACCUCCUGAAGACCGCAUGGACCCCUUCCCUCCGCAACGCGCUCCCAUGACCGUCACGGACAAGCCUGCUGUUUACAACCGCUAUGGUGAAAAGGUGCCUGCGCCCGUCAACCUGGCUCAAAAGUUGCGUCAAGCCGAGAACUUCCUCUCAGACGAAGGCGUCGAAAACUGCGCCGACUUCGAAGACAAACUCAUCAGACUAAAAGCUUGGCUCGACAAGCAUCACACCUUGGGGGAUGAUAUUUCUCCAGAAGGCGAUCAGGAGACCCAUGAGCGCUACCGCAAGGUCAUGUGGAUGAUCUGGGUUCACCAGGAACGCAUUGCCGAGGGAUCCGAGCAGUGGUUCACCAGAGAUCAAUUUCCCGACAGCACCUCGAUGAUCAAACCCAUCAAGCCCACCAAACACGACCAAUGGCGUGUUACUCCAGACGGUGUUGCUAUUGGAGGUGUUCCUCAGCACCCCAAGUUGCAGGUCAUGCUUGCUCAAGAUCGUGAGAGAAUUCCCAAGGAGCGCGCCGCAAGAGCAAAGGCUGUUGCUGCCGCCAAAGAAGCCAAAGAAGCCGCCCAAGCUCGAAGCUCUCAGACCCCUGCUGCAAGACCUUCUCCCACAAAGCUUUCCGCUUCCGCUGCUGCCAGAGAUGCUGCAAAAGCAGAGGCUUUUGCUGCCGCUGAAGAAGCCGUCCAAGGUCGGAACUCCCAGACCCCUGCUGUGAGGCGUUCUCCUGGAAAACCUUCUGCUUCCGCUCCUCUCGAUCCUGAAGCUGGAGAGGAGACCCAAAACCAAGAUGAAGGGGUCCCCGAGCUACCCUAUCCAGAGGUGUGGCAUCGCAAAGAGGCUGCACGUUUCCCCUAUGGCGAAACUCCUUACAUGGAACAAGUCAUGAGCGAUCAAAUUACCGCCGACCUUGCACGUGGCCACAUCGCCAAAGAAGAAGCCAGAGACGCUUUGAAGGGAGGCAUGCUCCGUCCGUUCUGGAAGGCCAUUGGCAACAUCUGGCCCUUCACCCCCGAAGAAGGAAACUCUGGGGACCGAUUCGACCCCUGGGAACUGCCUGAAAUUUCUGACGAGGCCGUUUACGAAGCAGACAAGACAUUCAACGUUCUUGGCAGACAGGUCCCGACGGUCGCUGCAUCGCCCGCAACGAAGAGGAGGGCCAAUGCUGCGCUCAGCAAACCCGCACCUAAGCGUCUCAGAUCUGGCGUUUGAGAUUGAUGGAGAUGGGGCUCUCAAGAUUGAAGAAAGAGAAGGGGGU
Molecule: messenger RNA, 1692 nt
Organism: Aureobasidium pullulans EXF-150
Lineage: Eukaryota; Fungi; Ascomycota; Dothideomycetes; Dothideales; Saccotheciaceae
Exons: 2
Coding region: 30-1646 (538 amino acids)
Source: RefSeq, a predicted model, not a curated record